Bemisia tabaci is the source of this 5509-nucleotide messenger RNA. RefSeq lists its product as uncharacterized. NCBI's taxonomy places the organism in Eukaryota, Metazoa, Arthropoda, Insecta, Hemiptera, Aleyrodidae. The record is from RefSeq and is a predicted model, not a curated record.
AUGUCGAGUGCUUCGCGGUCGUAUCGCGGUGUGUUGUGCUUGUCCAUUGCCGCAGUUCUGUCCUCCGGAGUACUUUUAACCGAAGCAGCCGAGCCUUACUAUGGAAAAUUCAUCGGGUCGUUGAGGACGCAACACCAUGGCGUCACCGGUGACGUCUAUGCUGUCGACUCACGUAACCUACACAUCCGCAACUUCAAUUACGAUGGUGAAGGACCAGCGGCUUAUUUUUACGCUGGUAACUCCAAGGCACCAAGCAGCUCUGGCUUCCAACUGAGGGACGAAAAAGGAAAGUCAGUCCCGUUGAGGAAAUACCGUAAUGAGCAUGUUACGGUGACACUGCCUGACGGCAAAACCCUCAACAACAUCAAAUGGUUCUCCGUCUGGUGCGACGAGUUUGCUGUGAAUUUCGGGGACGUGAAAAUCCCGAAGAACUUCGAGUACCCGAAGCCUCAGAAGAUCGGGCAGCUGAAUGGAAUUCACGGGGUGUCGUCCGACAAUGUCAUCAUUGUCGACGCUCAAACUCUGCUCAUCCAGUCGUUCUCCUAUGACGGAGAGGCCCCAGAUGCGAAAUUCUGGGUGGGCGUGGGCCCGACCCCCAGUCCCCAGGGGAUCCGCGUCCCCGAUGAGAACGGAAAAGAGACGCCCCUGAAGCGAUACAACAGGAAGCACAUCGUCCUCACGCUGCCCAAGGACUUGACCGUCUUCGACAUCGGGCACUUCGGUGUCUGGUGCGAAGCGUUCACCGUUGACUUCGGACACGUCGAGAUCCCCCAGGGCAACCUCAACGUUCCUCCGUCCCUCAAGAUGCUUGGAGUCUCACCUCAGUCAAAGCUAAACUGUGAAGUUUUACACGAUGACCUGGCGUUUGAAGUUAGGUGGGCAGUGGCUGGAGACAGUAUUGUCCUGCAAUUAGUUGCAAAGCUCGAGGAUGGAGAGUACAUGUCUUUCGGACUAUCCGGUGACGACAAAAAGAACAAGAUGAUCGGUGGUGAUGUGGUAGUGGCGUGGAUCAACCACGAAACACUGAGCGGCUUCGCUGUGGACUACUACCUCGAUGAUAAAUCCCAGUGCUCUGGACCCCGCGGAAGCUGCCCGGACGAUAAACUUCAGGAGGGAGCUGAGAGUGUGAGGUUACUGAACGCGGCGCUUGUGAAUGGCUACUCAAUCGUGACUUACCAACGACAACUGAAAGCGCACGAUACGUAUGACAAAUCUAUUUCAACGAACGGAUCUCAGGCUGUCAUCUGGGCGAUCGGACCCCUCAACACACGCCAGGAGGUUUCUUAUCACAGCAUCUUCUCAAAAGGAGACAUAUUGCUCGACUUUGGCCGGUCACCCAAAUGGAACUGUCCGAUACCGGACUCAGAUGUCGACAUGAGCGGUGAGAAAAUGAGCGAGUCCAGCCACACUACUGCACCCUCUCGGAUUCAACAGGAAACGACCAAAUAUUCUGAAACGGUCCCAACUGAGCCGCUUAGGUCUCAAGGCACGACGGCGAAACCCCAAGCUACUCCUGCUCCGGCACCCAAGGGUGAAGUUUGGGACAUUCCCCCCAUUGAAUGCAACGAACCGGAGGACGGCGUCUUUUACGCACAGUUGGGUCCGACUGGUGGUAAACGAGGAUAUCCUGCUAUUACAGGUCACGUUGGAUGGGGCAUCUCCUGGUACAUUAACGGACUUCUCAUCCCUGUAGUCAACGUCGUGCGAGGCAAGACUUACACGUUUGUGGUCGAGGGUGGCUUGGACGCCAACACACCCGCCAAAUAUCAUCCUUUCUACAUCACGGACGAUCCUGUCGGUGGCUACCACUACAAAACUCCGGAAGAAAGAGCGAAAGUGAAGAUUUUUGCCGGAGUCGCCAAGAACCAAAACGGAGAGAUCGAUCCGACCGGCGUCGGGCGCUCCUGCAACUGGACACCUGAUCAAAAUGGACCUACUGCUGACGAGUUCGUUUCUUUCGGAGCAUACCAGAGGACUCUAUCUCUGGUCUGCGACCACGGAGAACCUGGCAUAGUCCAAUGGACCCCAGAUGAGAACACACCGGACACUGUUUACUAUCAGUGCUACACACAUCGGUACUUAGGAUGGAAGAUCAACGUCCUGGACGAGUGCGACAAGGAAUCGCCAGCCGCCGCUGCCAGCGAGCAGGUGACGUCGAAGGUGGCGUUCGACGGGGAAGAAAACAUGAAAGCAGGCAACGACCUCCACGCCGACGAGGAGGAAGGCGACCCGAUCGAGUCACACGCCAGUUACCAAGUCUCCGUCAAGGUGAAACCGGACCAAGUCGGCGGGACUAGCGACAACGAGUUCGUUGACAAGACCUCCUCGAAGGAGUUCGAGGAGAACCUCUCGCUCGUGCCCACGCACGCCAAGGACAACCUCGUCAAGGACGAGAAGAACGAGAUCGUGCCGCCUCCGCAGUCCAGCUACUCCGCCACCGGGUUCCAGUACUUCGACAAUGGCAACAACUACGGCCAAGCCUCUACCAUCUACGGCAAACAAACCGCCGAGUCCGUCAACAGCCCGCAGAACUACGAGAACACCCAAAACGAUUACACUUCGGCCCCAGCAUCUUCCACCUCGACGACUGCGAGCGGCUACAACGGCGACUACCAGGGCAACAACACGAAUAAUCAGUGGAACGUCUACAACGGUGACAUCGACUACGGAAGCGACAGUCAAUCCAACGGUGACAGCUUCAAGGUUAACGUAGGCAGCAGCCAAGGGGUCGACUACACGAGUAAUAAUUGGAACGUCCAUUACGGAUUUGGCUCCGGUUACGGAGGUAGCACCGACAGUCAAAAUAACAGCAACAAUUACAACAGCGGCAAUUAUAACAAUGGCAACGUGAAUUACAACAGCAACUCCAACGCGAAUAACAAUUACAACGGCAAUUCCAACACGAAUAACAAUUACAACGGCAAUUCCAACGCGAAUAACAACUUCAACAAUAAUUACGACGGGAACACGGCCACCAGCAGUUCUACGCAGAAUAAUUACGAGAGCAAACCGGUUGAAAGCACUCAGAGUACAAACACGAACGUUGACAGCGCCAACGCUUACAAGAACUCGCAGAAUAAUUACGCGCCGUCCAGCAACGAUAACGUGUCAAGCGCAAGUGGUAGCGGAAGCUACACGACGAUUAAAGAACAACCGAAACGACCCGAGUACAUCCGACCCGACAGUCAGAGUGAAGAAUCGAUAGAUGUACCAAAUUAUUACAACAAGAACAACAAUAAUGUUCACUACGCAAAUCCACAAUCCCAAAGCUCGGGUAAUCAGGUACAUUCCAGUCCGAGCAGUAGUCCGGCGAAGCCACAGAGUCAAGGGCCACACGCACCCUCGAAUGCCUACGCUCAUGUGACGUUCACCACGGACCAUAAACUGGAGGAUCAUAAGAAAGGACAGGAGUACAACGGCGGUAAUAUCAGAGGCGGUGCGUACAUUCCGAACGGACCGCGGCCCAACAUACCUUUCAAAGGAGCAUACGUGUUGAACCCGAACCAAAGACCGAACAGACCGCCUUCAUACCCGCCAUCGAUGGGCAGGCCCCAGUACCAAAAGAGACCGAGUUACAUCAACGGACAGAACCAACAACGGUUAUCCAACAGGCCACCGAUGGGUGCGAUCGCGGCCGCUCAGAAUCACCCCCGCCCGGUCAUCGUCAAGAAACCUAUCUACCGAGUCCCGCAACAACAGAGACCGACCAACUACGGCCAACCUGGAACAAGACCACCGCAUGUCAAGAGCCAGCCUCCGAAGAUAAUACCAGUCUCGUUCCCGGCCGUUAAGUACAACCCGCGAACAACGCCCAAUGUCCAAGCUGUCACGGAGAAGAUCAAAAACAUCCCCCUCGGGAAACCGACCAACGCGGUUCCGCCAGUCGCGAAACCGAUCAUCCCUUCGAUCAACCCGCAGCACUUCCAGAAAGAACCCCACGGAAAUACGAAAUUAAACUUGGCCGUGAACACGGGUUUCAAUCCUGGAUCUGUAGUGAUAGAGAGCGGGUUCAGGCCCAUCGUCCAAAAUCAAGACCAACAAGUGCCGGAGAAAGACAGGGCUCAAGAGCGAAUGGCCGAGGGUCUGGGGGACUUCAUUGAUGAUAACGAAAGCGACCAAGGUAACAAGUACUUGAAGGAAGAUGGAAACAUAGGAACCAUUCAACUGCCCGAGGAGUCUAGACCCGGCCCGAAUAAAUCGACUGAUAAUCAGACGAAGGCCUCCGAAGAAGAGAAAAAGAACCCGUUCGAAGGUCAGAACCCUGUUUCGUUCGAACCGAUGUUCAUACCCUCGCCGUUGGAUAGUAUCACGCAACAGAAGUACAGCUACAAGAAACCGACGGAAAUGGUCGCUUUCCAGAAGAAGCCUUACUUGAGGAAACCGAUCCGGCAAAGCAUGGUUGUCGUCCGACCUCAGCCGAUGAUGAAGAGAGUGCCCGUGAUUAAAGUUCCCAUCUUCUACGAAAAAGACGUCGCCCCUCCUGUUCAGCCUUUACCCCACGUCCACGUGCACGAAGAACCAGAGGAUGAGAUGGAGCCCGAAGAGGAGGAGGAUGAAGACGAAGAUGAGGAGAUGGUCGAACCCGCUGAGAGGUUGGACACGUAUUAUCUUCCUCCCUCGGGGCCGAUUUACGGAGUGCCUAAAAACGGACAGGUUAUCGUUCCCGGGGCCUCCAACGGCUUAAUCACGACUAUCGUUAGCUACGACGGCAAGCCUGUCCGAAAUGUACAGGUCGCGCCGGCGCCUGCGAAGAGGAUGCCAGGCAACCUGAUGCUCAAGGUCCCAAUCCUGGGAGCUUCCGACAACCAAAUGACUUUACCAAAAAUCUACGCCGUUCAGUUAGGCAACCAGGCUCCACAAAUACUACCUCAACCUGUCGAGCCCCAGGCUUUGGCGCUGGCGGCCGAGAGUGCUAACCAGUACGAAGUCGAGGAAAACUCGAAAGAGGACACGAGGAAAUCCUCAGACGCCUCGACGGAGACGAGUAAACCUACGACUGACGCCAAAACAAGAGCUGAUAGGAAAGAGGAAGCGUCGGAACCGGUGACCGAGGUCAAAACGAACUCCGAGGGGGUUCAAUUCCUGAACGUUGGUACGAGCGUUGGUAUGAAAGUCUCCGAUGAGAUGCAGGGACGCAGUCAUGACGUCAAACCUGUCUCGGAAGCGUCCGUGCCUGAGGAUUCGCGGAGCACGACGCGGAGUGGUAGGAGCCUCGACACCGAAAAUUCUAGUCCUAAAUCUGAAGAAUCCGGCACCGAGCCCUCAAGAUCCGCUCAAAAGCGGAGUAGGAGAUCGCCGCACCACCAUCCGGACCAUCAUGGAGAUGGCCAUGAUCACGAGGCCCACGAGGCUGCAUCCAACCCACCGACGAGCGACGCCUCUAGACUCGCGAAUUCCUUCUUGUUCAUCUCCCUGCCUUUAUUUAUUGUAAUUUAUAAAUUUUAGUUUGAUUAGUGGAUUUUUAUAAAAAAAAUUGUGAUAAGAAUACAAAAAAAAUUUAAAAUGGGAA